Messenger RNA from Nicrophorus vespilloides, 1017 nucleotides. RefSeq names its product carbonic anhydrase 1-like. The record is from RefSeq and is a predicted model, not a curated record. The transcript is spliced from 4 exons. Gene Ontology annotation, cellular component: cytoplasm. Bases 1 to 1017 code for a protein of 338 amino acids. Lineage: Eukaryota; Metazoa; Arthropoda; Insecta; Coleoptera; Silphidae. Gene Ontology annotation, molecular function: carbonate dehydratase activity; zinc ion binding.
AUGGCUUCAGAAAUAGCAAUUGACGAUGAGUAUUCUAUUGGUAACACGAGCACCACCGAGAUCGAAGAUCUUCCGAUUCACGAGGGUGUACAAAAGGUCUUGGAUCUGGUGCACAACUGCACCGUUUACGAAUCACCAAUAGACAUCCACAUUCCUAACACGGUGAAGCUGGAACUACCCCCGUUGACCUGGCAUCAUCUGGAGUUGCCACCGAAGAAAGUGAAACUGACAAACACAGGACACACAAUUAUCCUGAGCGCCAAAUGGUUACAGGAACGACCGUAUCUUUCGGGAGGACCGUUCUUGGGCAAUUACGUGUUCUCGCAAUUGCAUUUCCAUUGGGGCGCCAAUAACAUGGAAGGGAGCGAACAUACGAUCAGUGGAUGUCAGCAGCCUCUAGAGAUGCACGCCGUCUUCUUCAAAAGCUGCUAUCUCACUCAAGAGAGCGCUUUAAAAAAGAAAGAUGGGAUGUGCGUCAUAGCAUUUCUUUUCAACCUUCAAGAUGAACCAAAUCCAGCCAUAGACAUUUUAACGGAUGCAAUUGAAAGCAUUCGCGAACCUCAUACUUCCUACCGACUGCAAUCUUUUCCUCUGACCACGUAUUUAAAGCCAUUUCUAGACGAUUACUUUAUGUACUUGGGUUCAAUGGAAGUUUUCCGUUCUCUUUUGGAUGCUAACUACGAACCUCUUCAUCGCAACUUCCGAGAAGUGCAGCCCAUGUUCGAUCGCACAGUUUACCAUGCGAAUCCUUCAGGUUUCCUUCACAGAACUAUGCUCAUACUGCAGAAACCAGUGAACACAAAGAACAUACAAAGUCCACAACAAGUUAACAAGUAUCCAAGGUCAUCCAAGGAAUAUGUAGGAGCGACGAUCUUCAGAACUGAAGUUGUGGUGGAUCCAUACAAGAACGAUAGAACUGAUGCUAAAGAAUCAAAAACAUAUACAAUGAAUGCGAAGAUCAACGUUGAUCCAAAGAUAUUGGAAAAAAUUAAGCUGGCCCAAAACAAACAAAAAUAA